UAUUCCAACUCACGAGCUUACGGAAUGGUUACGGCUUGUCUGAAAUCAUCGGGUUUGCUUGCAUCACUCCGCCGAACACCCACAGCCACCUCAGCGUAGGUCAUCCACUGCCGAUGGUGGAAUACAAGGUAGUGGACAGCAACACCGGGCAGCCACUGGGACCUGGUGAAACAGGAGAGAUUGUUUUUAGGUCACCGCAUUUGAUGCGAGGUUAUCACAACAGACCCGAUGCAACUACAGAGGUGAUUGAUGAACAUCGCUGGUUUCGAAGUGGUGACGCUGGCUACUAUGACAACAAUGGCCAGCUGCACGUGGUGGAGCGCGUCAAAGACAUGAUCAAGUGUCUCGACCAGCAGGUGGCGCCAGCGGAAAUAGAGGCGCUAUUGUCUCGCCAUCCUCUCGUUGUGGACUCGGCGGUAGUGGGGAUCGAGCACCCCGACUUUGGAGAGGCACCGACCGCCUUUGUGGUGGCCGAAUCAUCCGCACAUGGACACAUCGAAGAGGAGCUGAGGCAACUCGUGGCGGAACAAGCCGCCUUCCACAAACAUUUACACGGAGGAGUCAUCUUCGUCGACAGCAUUCCCAAGACGGACACGGGAAAGUACAUGCGACGACAUCUGCGAUCUCAAUAUCUGGCAAAGUUAGGAAGAGCCACGUAGGAUUUCGUAGGUAGUAUUUUUUUUUUCAUAUGUUACGGGUAUAUAACACUGAGGCCUUCGUCCUGCAGUGGGCAUAAAUAUAAGCUGCUGAUGAUGAUGA
Molecule: messenger RNA, 759 nt
Organism: Dermacentor silvarum
Lineage: Eukaryota; Metazoa; Arthropoda; Arachnida; Ixodida; Ixodidae
Exons: 4
Coding region: 114-659 (181 amino acids)
Molecular function (GO): CoA-ligase activity
Source: RefSeq, a predicted model, not a curated record